Messenger RNA from Fusarium musae, 798 nucleotides. RefSeq lists its product as uncharacterized. Gene Ontology annotation, molecular function: oxidoreductase activity. NCBI's taxonomy places the organism in Eukaryota, Fungi, Ascomycota, Sordariomycetes, Hypocreales, Nectriaceae. The transcript has 2 exons. The coding region runs from base 1 to 798 and encodes 265 amino acids. The record is from RefSeq and is a predicted model, not a curated record.
AUGCCUACCCUCGCAUCCUACUCGCUGGGCGAGGUCGCCGAAGGUCUGCCCCAGAACCAUCCCUUCUUUUUCCAACUGUACAUUCCUCGAGAUCCCUCAGCAUUAGCCAAACUCCUGGAAGAAAUCCGUCGUGCUUCACCAGUGGCUGUCAUGGUAACUGUGGAUCUACCGGUCUUUAGCAAACGAGAGGCAAACGAGCGUUAUGAGAUGAGAAUGGCGAAGGAAAAGGGCAACUCAAAGGACAACAAACAGAAGAAGCAAUCCCGCGCCGCGAGUGCAGCAAUCAGCCCAGACGUCACAUGGACCCAAAUCCAAACGAUCAAGGAGAAAUUGGGAAUACCCAUCUUUAUCAAGGGGAUUCAGUGCGCCGAAGAUGCUAUGAAGGCCUUUGAAAGCGGCUGUGAAGGGAUUUACAUAUCCAAUCACGGCGGGCGGGGUGUUGACACAUCGCAGCCAGCGCUUCUAACCCUAGCAGAGAUCAAUAUCAAGUACCCAACGCUCUUAUCCAAAAUGAGUGUCUUUAUAGAUGGGGGUAUUCGUCAAGGCACGGAUGUUUUCAAAGCCAUCUGUCUCGGUGCUCACGGUGUCUGUCUUGGUCGACCUUUCUUUUAUGCUCUGAUGUAUGGAGAGGAUGGUGUGCGGCAUCUGAUGAAUAUCUUGCGAGAUGAGCUGGAAAACGCCAUGCAGUUGUGUGGAAUACAAUGCUUAAGUGAAGCUCACCCGGGAUUCCUGAACACCAAGGCCCUUGUGAGUAUGGUUGAUACAGGCGAAGUGCUGAACAUGGGAAGCAAACUAUAA